UGGAUUUAGAUUUCAUGUAACACCCCUUGCACGUAACCAAACCUCUUAUUGUCAGGACCGGAUUAAAGUUCCUUGGCACUGUGUGAAGUUGCAGUGAUUAGGUGAGACACUUAAGUGUAGUUUUCUACCAUUGAGACCCGUUUGCUGUCAGAAAGAGACCACCUCAAUAACAAUGCCUCGCAAACUGACCUCUGUAGAAGGUGUAGCCAUAGCGGAAGAUAUUGCCAAAAACUGGGAUCAGAUCAAGUCCUUCCAAGCCAGGCCCGGAGACAUCCUGAUAGACACUUACCCCAAAUCAGGAACCACUUGGAUUCAGGAGAUAGUGGACUUAGUAAUGCAUGAUGGGAAUGAGCAGAUCAGCAGAAGAGCCCCAAUAUUUGAGAGGAUGCCAUUUAUUGAGCUGCUCCACUUGAUGAAACCAGGGAUGGACGAGGUUAACGCAAUGCCUUCACCUAGAGUCCUGAAGUCACAUCUGCCUAUUCAGCUUGUUCCAGAUUCAUUUUGGAAAAACAAUUGCAAGGUGAUCUAUGUGGCACGGAAUGCCAAGGACACGCUAACAUCCUUUUACCACUUUGAUCAUAUUGUGCAAAUACAUCCAGAGCCUGGUACUAUAGAGGAAUACAUGCAGAGGUUCAUGUCAGGAGACGUUGGCUGGGGAUCCUGGUAUGAUCAUGUCAAAGGAUUCUGGGAGGCUAAGGAAAAACACAACAUUUUAUACCUUUUUUUUGAGGACCUGAAACAAAACCGCUUGCAGGAGGUGCGCAAACUCAUUGAGUUCCUGAACAAAGAUCUGCCAGAGGAGGUGCUGACGAACAUUGUGCGUCUGACGUCCUUCGAGCAGAUGAAGAAAAAUCCAAUGGCCAACAACUCUACAUUCCCUAAGCAUAUACUGGACCAGUCGCAGGGCAUUUUUAUGAGAAAAGGUAACGUAGGAGACUGGAAGAACCUGCUCACUCCGGACCAGAGUCAGCUGUUUGAAGAGGAUUACCAAAGGCAGAUGAGCGGAUCUACACUCAAGUUCCAGACUCCUGUGUGACAAACACCAAGUGCCUACAGCUGUCACUUAUAAUAUAAUAUAUUCUGUUCAGACAUUACACACAUGAUGGAGCUGAAUAUAAGUUACAUUUCUUUGUAGAUUUAAUACAGAUCCUGUGAUUGAUUACACAUAUACAGACGAUCAUUUUGUAUUAUCUUUACUGUUUCGGCGUUCAGACAAGUUAAAUUGUUUCACUAUUAGUGCUACAGUCUGCAGCAAAUAUAUCAAAUAUAUAUUAUUAAACUCCUUUUA
Bombina bombina (fire-bellied toad) is the source of this 1288-nucleotide messenger RNA. RefSeq names its product sulfotransferase 1 family member D1. Bases 173 to 1036 code for a protein of 287 amino acids. Gene Ontology annotation, molecular function: sulfotransferase activity. The transcript has 7 exons. The record is from RefSeq and is a predicted model, not a curated record. NCBI's taxonomy places the organism in Eukaryota, Metazoa, Chordata, Amphibia, Anura, Bombinatoridae. Gene Ontology annotation, biological process: sulfation. Gene Ontology annotation, cellular component: cytoplasm.